Molecule: messenger RNA, 1539 nt
Organism: Durusdinium trenchii
Lineage: Eukaryota; Dinophyceae; Suessiales; Symbiodiniaceae
Source: the annotation of a GenBank genome assembly
AUGGUGCCUUGGAAGUGGAUGGCAUGGCCCCCUGGAAGACCCUUUUUCCUACGACCAGACAGGUGGUUUUCCACUUGCAUGUGGAUUUCAAGGAGUGUAGCUGUAGGCUGCUGGCCAAAAUUUUCGAAACAAGCCUGGAAGUCGUCGUCCUUGUCGUCAGAUCCGGAACUUCCCUCCGGGCAGCUGUGGAGAAUGCAACCUGAAGAUGAGGUGUUCAACUCGACCGAGCCGCGCUGGAGGUGUUCCGACUUGCCGGAAGACCCGAAGACUCCAGGGCCCGCCUUCUACCACCCAAUGCCUUUGCGCAGCCCCACGCCGCCGGCACACGACUUUAGUUCUUCCACUGUGCAAAGGUUUACGGAUCCGCCCAGGGACGAAGUUGAGAGCGAGGAGACAGACCUGGACUUCGUGUUGGAGGGUGCCUUGGCCAGCCCACAGAUGGGCAGGGAGGUGGAAUGGCUGGAGACCUCAGGACGCAGCGGGCUUGCGGGCUUAGCCUUCGACAGGGAUGUCCACUCAAGCGGUCGUGCCGGUCCAGCACGACCACGCGCGGUGGAGAUGAAGCCUCCCUCGCGUGGGCUCAGCCGAGCCUCUGAGCCGGGCCGAGCCGUGUGGCAGGCGCUCAAGGCGGAGGCACCGCAGGUCUCGGUGACGGCACCCUUGGGGAAGUCGGAGGAGGGCGGUGGCCUUCUCCUUGGGCGUAUUGGCGAGAGGAGUCCUGCGCGAGGGAACCAGAAGAACGAGAACGAGGACGUCAAGGGGCCGCCUGCGGUGUCGAACAAGCUCCUGCUGCCGAUUCGCAAACAGCCGGACCAGGCGCAGGUGGAACGAGAAGAGAUUGACCGUUUGCUGCAAGCUGUCUCUGAGACGCUGCCGCCCAACGGGCGGAUCUGCAUCCUGGGCGGCACCGAGAUGCACAACCCCGAGACCAAACCUUUGGUCCAAGCCGUCGCUGAGAGGCUGGCGCGACAGCUGCCCAGCGACGCGGUGGUGCUCACCGGUGGAAUGGCAGGGAUCCAGGAGCAGAUGGUGAAAUCAUUGAGCCUUCAUGGAUUUCAAAAGGUGGUGAACCUGGUGCAUAUGGGCCAUGAAAGAAGCUAUGGCAUCGGGGAGGACCUUUGCGCCGGUUUGGACGUCACCGAGCGGAAGAAGGUCUUCGGCGCGGUAGGAGACGUCUACCUUUGCUUGGAGGGUGGCCCCGGCGUCGCUGAGGAGGCGGCCGCCGCCUUUGCCCGAGGCGCGCGCAUCAUCCCGCUCAUGGCGCUCGGGGGCGCGGGGUCGGGCGAGUUUCACUUCCCGUUGGAUGCCUUGGAGACGCCACACUGGUCUUCCAGCAAGGACUGGGCGGCACUCACUGCGCCCUUGCCCGGGCAUCGAGAAGACAUGGCCGAUGCCGUGGUCCGGCUGGUCUUACAAGCCCUGCAGGAUCCUAGAAGCAGAGGUCGCCAUGCGCGGAACGUCCAGGACAGCUCGCCCGACGUGGUGGUCACUGGGCCUGGGCCCUUGUGGUUUAUCCAGGGCUGCGGCCUUACCCUGUGA